AAUGACGGAGCCCUUUCUUCCGCUUAAAACCACGUGUUCCGGUUAAUUUGUCAACAUGGGGAAAACGAAGAAAAAUAAACUGUCUAAAAUGAAGAUUGGGGUGACGGAUUUAGGUUUGGUUGAACAAAUGCUAGAAGAUAAAAGUGUGAGGAGGGAAGCGCGAAUAAAAAUUAGAAAACCCACAGAAGAAGAAGACGACACGGUUAUUGAUGACAAACUAUCAAGAAAGAUUUUAACACAAGCAAGAAAACAACAAGAAGAAUUAGAAGAAGAACAUGGAUUUAAAAAACCAAAAGAUGUUAGACCUAAAGUGGUAUCCCUUGGCAGUAGUAAAGAUGGAGAUGAAGAUUCAGGUGAUGACUCUGACAAUAUACCUUCAGAUGAUGAUGACUAUUGUGAACAAGUUAACGUCAAUCCAGAAGACGAAAAGGCUUUAGAAAUGUUUAUGUCACAAAAUCCCCCUGUAAAAAGAACACUAGCUGAUAUAAUCAUGGAAAAACUCACAGAAAAACAAACAGAAAUACGCUCACAAUUAUCAGAGGGAUCUGAAUUACAUGUAGAAAAAAUAGACAACCGAAUAACCCGAAUGUACAAAUCAAUACGACAAAUAUUAGCCAGAUAUCGCAGUGGUAAAUUACCUAAAGCUUUCAAAGUUAUACCCAACCUCAGAAACUGGGAACAGAUCAUACAAAUAACAGAACCUGAGGAAUGGUCAGCAGCUGCCAUGUAUCAAGCUACCAGAAUAUUCACAGCAAAUCUCAACUCAAAAUUAGCACAGAGAUAUUUUAAUUUAAUUUUGUUACCAAGGAUACGGGAUGAUAUCAAUGAAUAUAAACGAUUAAAUUUUCAUCUUUAUUUGGCCAUCAGAAAAUCUUUAUUCAAACCUGCAGCUUUCUUCAAAGGCAUCUUAUUACCACUCUGUGAGGCUGGAGAUUGUACGUUACGAGAAGCCAUCAUUAUGUCAUCUAUAUUGGCUAAAUGUUCGAUACCCAUGCUGCAUUCAGCGGCAGCCAUUUUGAAAAUAGCAGAAAUGAACUAUAACGGAGCUAACAGUAUAUUUUUAAGAACAUUAUUUGAUAAAAAAUACGCUCUACCAUAUCGAGUCAUUGAUGCUGUUGUACAUCAUUAUAUUGGAUUUCGUCGAGACAAGCGUGAUUUACCUGUUCUGUGGCAUCAGUCAUUGUUAACGUUCGUACAGAGAUAUAAAGAAGACAUUUCAACGGAACAGAAGGAAGCCAUGAUGGAAUUAUUACGCUUACAUACACAUCAUAAAAUAACGGACGAAAUACGACGAGAAUUACUCCUGUCAAAAUGUCGCGAUGUUGAGGACGGAUCUUCUACUGUGAUGCACACGAACUAACUGUAAAUUGUGAAUAAAUUAUAGAAAACUG
This is a messenger RNA of Patella vulgata (common limpet), 1391 nucleotides long. Its product is annotated as bystin. Lineage: Eukaryota; Metazoa; Mollusca; Gastropoda; Patellidae. Gene Ontology annotation, cellular component: cytoplasm; nucleolus; preribosome, small subunit precursor. Bases 56 to 1360 code for a protein of 434 amino acids. The transcript has 10 exons. Gene Ontology annotation, molecular function: snoRNA binding. The record is from RefSeq and is a predicted model, not a curated record. Gene Ontology annotation, biological process: rRNA processing.